Messenger RNA from Piliocolobus tephrosceles (Ugandan red Colobus), 2959 nucleotides. RefSeq names its product hormone-sensitive lipase. Gene Ontology annotation, biological process: triglyceride catabolic process; cholesterol metabolic process. Gene Ontology annotation, molecular function: triacylglycerol lipase activity; sterol ester esterase activity. Gene Ontology annotation, cellular component: cytosol. The transcript is spliced from 7 exons. The coding region runs from base 1136 to 2782 and encodes 548 amino acids. The record is from RefSeq and is a predicted model, not a curated record. Lineage: Eukaryota; Metazoa; Chordata; Mammalia; Primates; Cercopithecidae.
CUCCUAUAAAAUGGGGAUGGUGGCAACAAUAGAGAUUUGAACCUAGGUGACAUGGGUCCCAGAGGGUUAGCGCGCUAAAGCAGCAAACACACAGAAAGCUCUCAGCCCGGGACCUGCACGGGUAUGCUCAAGGUCGAUAACAGCGAUGAGUAUCGCUGUUCAGGCAGGGGAGCAGGGCCGUCCGUGCAACCCAGGACCAGUGGACAAGCCUGAAGGCCAGGGGACCCCACUGGGGGAGAAGCAAGACUGAGUUUUUGGGAUCUCUCAGAGAAACAGGGAGGGAACUGGGAUUUGGAGGGGCUUCCACAGCCAGACUUGAAGAAUGAGGAAUGACUCAUCAGUGAAGUCUAGAAUUGUGAACUCCUGAGUUCAGGGAGAGCUGUGCUUGGGGACCAGGGUCCGGAGAGAUGGGAAUGGGAGGACUCAGGCUGAACUCUCCCAAAUGUUGUUGGAGGGGAAGGGCCUGUGGGUAGCACUUGGGGCCUAAGAAGGAAAGAUGGGAUGGAGGACCUGGACUCCAGAGUCCUGAGAGUGGGGACCAACUGAAGGUCUAGACUUCUUGGAAUCUAGGAGAAGGAGUCUUGGGCCCCAGGAGAGUUCAUGGAGACAGGUGCCUGGACUCUUGGGUCCCUGGAAGUUUGAAGAAAGAAGGACCGGCAGCCUCCUGGAUCAUAGAAGAGAUGAAUGAGUUAGGGAAGCAGAGUUGUGUGGGCUCAGGGAAUGUCUGGAUUCCUGGGUCCGAGGGAUAGGAGGCCAGGGCAGCAAGUUUCUGAGUCCCAAAGAGGUGACAGCAGGGGCUCCUGGGUCCUGAAGAGGAAGGGUCUGGGGCUUGGACUCCUGGGUCUGAGGGAGGAGGAGCUGAGGGCCCAAACUCCUGGCUCCUGAGGAGGGACAAAGGCACUGGGAACUGGGGUCCCAAACUUCUGAUUCCUAGAGACAAGAGGGUGACCUCUUUUGUCGAAAGGAGGAACCUGGGGUCCUGGGCUCCUGGAACUGAAAGAAGACAGUGCUGGGGUCUGAAGGAGGAGCGGAUAAGCUAUGGCCCAGACUCCUGGGCUCCAGCUGAGCAAGGCUUGGUCCAGUCCCGCCUAACAGGCCUCCCCACCUACCCACAGCCUCGAAGCUCAUCUACAACAUGGACCUGCGCACAAUGACACAGUCGCUGGUGACUCUGGCGGAGGACAACAUAGCCUUCUUCUCGAGCCAGGGUCCUGGGGAAACGGCCCAGAGGCUGUCAGGCGUUUUUGCCGGUGUGCGGGAGCAGGCACUGGGGCUGGAGCCGGCCCUGGGCCGCCUGCUGGGUGUGGCGCACCUCUUUGACCUGGACCCAGAGACACCCGCCAAUGGGUACCGCAGCCUGGUGCACACAGCCCGCUGCUGCGUGGCACACCUCCUGCACAAAUCCCGCUAUGUGGCCUCCAACCGCCGCAGCAUCUUCUUCCGCACCAACCACAACCUGGCCGAGCUGGAGGCUUACCUGGCUGCCCUCACCCAGCUCCGCGCUCUGGUCUACUACGCCCAGCGCCUGCUGGUUACCAAUCAGCCGGGGGUGCUCUUCUUUGAGGGCGACGAGGGGCUCACCGCCGACUUCCUCCGGGAGUAUGUUACGCUGCAUAAGGGAUGCUUCUAUGGCCGCUGCCUGGGCUUCCAGUUCACACCUGCCAUCCGGCCAUUCCUGCAGACCAUCUCCAUUGGGCUGGUGUCCUUCGGAGAGCACUACAAACGCAACGAGACAGGCCUCAGUGUGGCCGCCAGCUCCCUCUUCACCAGCGGCCGCUUUGCCAUCGACCCCGAGCUGCGUGGGGCUGAGUUUGAGCGGAUCACACAGAACCUGGACGUGCACUUCUGGAAAGCCUUCUGGAACAUCACCGAGAUGGAAGUGCUAUCGUCUCUGGCCAACAUGGCAUCGGCCACCGUGAGAGUAAGCCGCCUGCUCAGCCUGCCACCCGAAGCCUUUGAGAUGCCGCUGACUGCUGACCCCACACUCACGGUCACCAUCUCACCCCCACUGGCCCACACAGGCCCCGGGCCCGUCCUAGUCAGGCUCAUCUCCUACGACCUGCGUGAAGGACAGGACAGUGAGGAGCUCAGCAGCCUGGUAAAAUCCAACGGCCAACGGAGCCUGGAGCUGUGGCCGCGCCCCCAGCAGGCACCCCGCUCGCGGUCCCUGAUAGUGCACUUCCACGGCGGUGGUUUCGUGGCCCAGACCUCCAAAUCCCAUGAGCCCUACCUCAAGAGCUGGGCCCAGGAGCUGGGCGCCCCCAUCAUCUCCAUCGACUAUUCCCUGGCCCCCGAGGCCCCCUUCCCCCGUGCGUUGGAGGAGUGCUUCUUCGCCUACUGCUGGGCCAUCAAGCACUGCGCCCUCCUUGGCUCAACAGGGGAACGAAUCUGCCUUGCGGGGGACAGUGCAGGCGGGAACCUCUGCUUCACCGUGGCUCUUCGGGCAGCAGCCUACGGGGUGCGGGUGCCAGAUGGCAUCAUGGCAGCCUACCCGGCCACAAUGCUGCAGCCUGCCGCCUCUCCCUCCCGCCUGCUGAGCCUCAUGGACCCCCUGCUACCCCUCAGCGUGCUCUCCAAGUGUGUCAGUGCCUAUGCUGGUGCAAAGACAGAGGACCACUCCAACUCAGACCAGAAAGCCCUAGGCAUGAUGGGGCUGGUGCGGCGGGACACAGCCCUGCUCCUUCGAGACUUCCGUCUGGGUGCCUCCUCAUGGCUCAACUCCUUCCUGGAGUUAAGUGGGCGCAAGUCCCAAAAGAUGUCAGAACCCAUAGCAGGUGAGUGAUUCACUCCCAUCACCUGCCCAGCCAGGGUGGGCAGAAGGGACAGCCUAGCACAGCAAAAGUCCCAGGGAAGAUGCGGGGCAUGGUGGUUCAGGCCUGCAAUCCCAGCACUUUGGGAGGCUGAGGCGGGCAGAUCACUUGAGGUCAGGAGUUCAAGACCAGCCUGGUCAACAUGACAA